GGGUACUUCGGCAAGGGCACGGGCUUCCCAGGUCUCCCUGGGCGCGCAGGUUCUGGCUGGCACCCUUUGGUUCCUGGCAUUCAGUACGGUGUUGGUGCUUGUGCCGGCGCAGUCUAUAGCAAGAAUUGGAAGUGCGGUGCUUGGGGGUGCGCCAAGAAGCUGCGAGGUCAGCCAUCGGCCUGGCUGGGGGACGCGGCCCAGCAGCUCUUUGAUCUCAACAACGGCCUCCCUGGUAGCUCCGCGUGGGACGCCAAGGCCAUGGGAGUUGGUGCUGCGACUGCGGGCCUCUCGGCGCAGGAGUGCGAGACCAUGGCAGCGCUGCACGACAAGCUUGGCGAAGGGAAGCAGUCCGUCCAGGUCCGCCUCAAGCAGGCUCACUUGGAGAUGCGGGGCGUCAUCAAGAAGCUCGAGUCGGCGCUGGUGAAGCACGAGGCAUUGGAACGCCAGCUGGCCGAGCAGAAGACGGUGGUCCUGGAGCUUCGCAGUGAGCGCAUCAUGGCAGAGGCUGAGCACAACAGUCUGGUGCAGUGCCUGCUCGAGUCUCAGGAGUUGCCGAAAGACGAGCAGCCCCUGUCUCCGUGCAAGCUGACCAUAACCGUUUCGCGCAG
This is a messenger RNA of Prorocentrum cordatum, 608 nucleotides long. The record is from the annotation of a GenBank genome assembly. NCBI's taxonomy places the organism in Eukaryota, Dinophyceae, Prorocentrales, Prorocentraceae.